This is a messenger RNA of Brassica napus (rape), 789 nucleotides long. RefSeq lists its product as uncharacterized. The coding region runs from base 330 to 713 and encodes 127 amino acids. Lineage: Eukaryota; Viridiplantae; Streptophyta; Magnoliopsida; Brassicales; Brassicaceae. The record is from RefSeq and is a predicted model, not a curated record. The transcript has 4 exons.
CUUUAUCAGUUUCACCACGCCAUCCAUCUUCUUCGAUUCUCUCAAGGUUUUCUCAUUUCUAUCUUCUGUUUUAUCCCAAUUGAUUCACUAACUCUUUGAUUUGAUUUCUAAUUCUUCUCACAAAUCUCUAUGCUCUUCUAGCUAUUGAUUCAGUUUCCUUCUCCGAUCUUAAAGUUUCAUACUUUUUUUUUUCUCUGACAAUGCUAUUCUUUGUAUGAUUCGUAACAUUCGUUAUUAAAUUUUAGAAUUUGCUUUCGAUUUUUUACAGAAGUUUUGAUUUUUUUUUUAAUGUCUGCGGUUCUGUCUUAAAAAAGCAAAAAAAAAAAAAAAUGGCGAACAGAGAGAUGGCAGUGUACUGUUUCGACACUUUGGUCUGUCACUACAACAACGAUGAGACUCCUCCACCUGCCUUUGACGACGCCAAUCAUCCAUUGUUUGUGACAUGGAAGAAAAUAGUGAAUGGAGGGGAGCCUCGAUUGCGUGGAUGUAUUGGUACACUGGAAGCACGCCGCUUGAUCAGUGGCUUCAAGGAUUAUGCCUUGACCAGUGCCCUGAGGGAUCGUAGGUUCCCACCAAUACAGUCCAAAGAACUGCCAUUUCUGCAAUGUACCGUCUCUGUCUUGACUGAUUACGAAACUGCUGAGGAUUAUCUUGAUUGGGAAGUAAUUUAUCUUCCGCUCUUCUGUUAUAACAAGUGGGAAAGCAUGGUAUAAUCAUUGAGUUCACUGAACCUGUGUCUAACACAAAGCGAAGCGCCACAUAUUUGCCUGAGGUCCCAGCUCAUGAAGG